AUGCCCAGCGCAGCUUCCUGCAACCCUCCCACAGUGGUUCCAGAGGGCUGUGAAGUAGCUACUGACCGUCACUCAAACCAAAAGCAGCUCCAGCUUCUCUGCCAUGGCAGGAGGAGGAAUGUGGCUUCAACUUCAGCAGAGGCCAGGAGGCCAUGCUGCCUCCUCUGCAGUAGAGGCAGCAGGCUCCGCUGUGGUGAGGGGGCCUCAGAGACUGCACUGGCGCCGACUCGAAGGCCCCAGAGCCUCUCUCUGGCAAGACGGCGCUUCCCUCCGGGACUCCGCGGGGCCCCGGGCUCGCGGAGGCUCCACGUGAGCGUCUCCCCCCACGCCGAGCGCGCGCACGCCUGCCCGCCAGCGCCUUCGCGGAGGGAUCUGGGAGUGAAGCGCCGGGCCGGGCGCGGGUCGCACAGGUGCUUCGGCCGGACGCGAAACGGCUUUCAGUGGUUAGAAAGAAUGGAUGAUGUAGCUGCCCCACUUCCUACUUGCACUCUUGUUUACUGGAAAAAUGCAUGGGAGAUCUGUGGAGGCGGUAAAGCGAGUUCUGACUCUGGAAGGAAUUUUGCUAAAGUGAGGUCAAAAAGAGCAGUUAACAAAUGCAUCAUCACAUUCCGAUGUGUAGACUUUUUAAACCUGAAUCAUCUGUAAAGCUGAGGGCAUCGUUUGAAAACACUGACAAUUUCCUGUUAAUUUUCCCUAAGUGAAAUCAUCAAAUGCAUUUGUUUUCAUUCUGAAAAAAAUGUGCUUUGCUACAAAAUACUUACGGAAUCAAGCACACAUCUCUUUUUUCGGUUCUGAAACACUUAAAAUAUUUCAGUGUCUGUACUUUUUCAAAAAUCAUUUUUUCAGGAUCCUAUUGAUAUCACAAGCUGUUCAGUUUAUGUGAGUGUUCAGUUUAAACUGAUUGAGGCAAAACCAACAACUUUUUAUUUGUUGCUCAUUAAAUGUAAUAAGACAUGGGCAUCUUGGGAAUGGCACCUAAAUCAAUCCAUAAUUUAUAGAAACCUACAGUCUCCUUGGGAAGACAGAUUACAUGACAAGAUGAACAAGAGAAAUGUGUAAAAAUAAUUGUCAAGGCAACAGAAUAAAUUAUAUAUAUGUA
Felis catus (domestic cat) is the source of this 1099-nucleotide messenger RNA. RefSeq lists its product as uncharacterized. The transcript is spliced from 4 exons. The record is from RefSeq and is a predicted model, not a curated record. The coding region runs from base 1 to 645 and encodes 214 amino acids. NCBI's taxonomy places the organism in Eukaryota, Metazoa, Chordata, Mammalia, Carnivora, Felidae.